This is a messenger RNA of Lasiosphaeria miniovina, 630 nucleotides long. Its product is annotated as peptidase S24/S26A/S26B/S26C. The coding region runs from base 1 to 630 and encodes 209 amino acids. Gene Ontology annotation, molecular function: serine-type endopeptidase activity. Gene Ontology annotation, cellular component: mitochondrial inner membrane peptidase complex; membrane. The transcript has 2 exons. NCBI's taxonomy places the organism in Eukaryota, Fungi, Ascomycota, Sordariomycetes, Sordariales, Lasiosphaeriaceae. The record is from RefSeq and is a predicted model, not a curated record.
AUGCCGCCCUUUCGAAUAUCAGCAUUUGGCCAACCAUUCCGGCGGUUCGCGAGCACGGGCGCCGGCAGCGUUGGUCGGCAAGGCGGGGCAAGCGCCGGCGGUGGAGGGGGAGGAGGAAGAGAAGCCCGGGACACCAUCUUCCUGCACCGACCGCUGCGGCUCAUCAUCUUCACAACCAAGUACCUAGCCUUCACGCACUUGUUCCUCGAGUACGGGUUCUGGCCGUCGCCGGCUUCGGGCCCGUCGAUGCUGCCGACCUUUGAGGUUAUGGGCGAGUGGGUGCUGGUGUCCAAGUGGCACCGGCUCGGGCGCGGCGUGUCGGUGGGCGAUGUGGUUGCCUACAACAUCCCCAUAAACGACGAGGUGGGCGUCAAGCGCGUCAUUGGCCUGCCGGGCGACUACGUGCUAGUCAACUCGCCCGAGAGCGCGAGUGACGCCAUGAUCCAAGUACCACAAGGCCACUGCUGGGUCAUAGGGGACAACUUGCCCGCAUCGCGAGACUCGCGCCUGUUCGGGCCCGUACCCCUGGCUUUGAUCAGGGGCAAGAUUAUCGCCCGGGCCAAACCGAACUGGGACUUCCAAUGGGUGCGAAACCCACUGCGAAGUCCAGACCAGCCAUCCGAUGCAUGA